Molecule: messenger RNA, 1500 nt
Organism: Phaethon lepturus (White-tailed tropicbird)
Lineage: Eukaryota; Metazoa; Chordata; Aves; Phaethontiformes; Phaethontidae
Gene: MYLK4
Product: myosin light chain kinase family, member 4
Exons: 12
Biological process (GO): protein phosphorylation; intracellular signal transduction; positive regulation of apoptotic process
Cellular component (GO): cytoplasm; nucleus
Molecular function (GO): ATP binding; protein serine/threonine kinase activity
Source: RefSeq, a predicted model, not a curated record
GUCAUCAAAGAAAAAUCGCAUUUGAAUGAGACAGGAACAAAAGAGAAGAAGCCACCAGAUUCAACAGAAGAGGCCAUCCAGAAGACCCAGUCCUGCUCUCCAGAAGAAGAAGUUGAUAAGCUCAACAAGGAAAAUGCUGAGAGGGAAAGUUCUGUUUUGCUUCAAAUGGAUCCUCCCAAAUUUCAUACUGGAGGGCCAGAGGAGAAAGGAGAAAGUUUGGCUUUUGAAAGCUAUUACAAAUACAGGAGAAGCUCUGUUCAGAAAUUCUUCAAUACUGAAAAGCAGCAAAAAGAAGAUGCUGUUGAUGAUACUUGUCAAAGGAUAACUGGGCAGCAGAUGGAGAAUGAGUCCCCAGCAGAUGGGGAGAAGAAGGAGGAAUAUCAGGUGUCUGGAGGUGCAAGACAAGAAGAGAGGAAGAAUGAAGGGGAGGGAAAUGUUGAUAAGAGUGAAAAAGCUGGUAAGAGUGAAAAAGAAGUUGAGGAACCACCAGCUCCUUCCCAAAAUGAAGAUGAGGCAGGACAAAGCCAUGAUGAAGAGGCACCAGAGGGAAGGUGUAAAGGCUGCGAAAAAGAUGGUAGUCCUACCCCACCAGCACCAUUUGAUCACCGGAUUGUUUCAGCCAAAAGGGUGGGGAUCAGCAGUUAUUAUAACGUCAGUGAGAAUGAAAUCCUGGGAGGAGGGCGAUUUGGUCAAGUGCACAAAUGUGAAGAGAAAGCAACAGGUCUCAAACUAGCAGCCAAAAUUAUAAAAGCGAAAGGUCCUAAACAGAAGGAUGAAGUAAAGAAUGAAAUCAAUGUCAUGAACCAGCUGAAUCAUGUGAACCUCAUCCAGCUAUAUGAUGCCUUUGAAUCAAAAAAUGACAUUGUCCUAGUCAUGGAAUAUGUGGAAGGAGGAGAGUUAUUUGACCGAAUUAUUGAUGAAAACUGCAAUUUGACAGAGAUGGAUACUAUCUUGUUCAUAAAACAGAUCUGCGAGGGAAUUCAGUACAUGCACCAAAUGUACAUUCUUCAUUUGGAUCUCAAGCCUGAGAAUAUCCUCUGUGUGAACCGAGCAGCAAAUCAAAUAAAAAUUAUUGAUUUUGGAUUGGCAAGAAGAUAUAAACCCAGGGAAAAACUUCGAGUUAACUUUGGGACUCCAGAAUUUCUUGCUCCUGAAGUUGUGAAUUAUGAGUUUGUCUCCUUUCCUACAGACAUGUGGAGUGUAGGAGUCAUUGCUUAUAUGCUCCUCAGUGGAUUGUCUCCUUUUUUGGGUGAUGAUGACAAUGAGACCCUCAACAAUAUCCUGUCCUGUAGCUGGGAUUUUGAAGAUGUGGAAUUUCAAGGUGUUUCUGAUCAGGCCAAAGAUUUCAUCUCAAAACUACUCAUCAAGGAAAAAUGCUGGAGAAUAAGUGCAACUGCUGCCUUAAAACACCCAUGGUUAUCAGACCACAAGCUCCACUGCAGACUCCAGAAGAAGGCUAAAGGUGUGUCCCAAGCACCCCCGGCUCAACAAUCUCUCUGA